Molecule: messenger RNA, 1612 nt
Organism: Daphnia pulicaria
Lineage: Eukaryota; Metazoa; Arthropoda; Branchiopoda; Diplostraca; Daphniidae
Product: trypsin-1-like
Exons: 11
Coding region: 400-1524 (374 amino acids)
Biological process (GO): proteolysis
Molecular function (GO): serine-type endopeptidase activity
Source: RefSeq, a predicted model, not a curated record
AGCGGUAGGCAUUCAGUGGUGUUCCUAGUGCCUCGCAAUGAGGUAGUGUUUGGUCUCUUCACAAGUUACAAGGAAAUGUUUUGAUAAAACUAUCAACGUCACAUGAGUCAUCAUAGCUUUUCAAUCAAAUUAUGGAUCAUUGUGUAUAAGCGCCUCCCUUUUCGCCGUUAAAUCUUUCGGACUUGCUUUUCUUUUUUGUUACUUGUCGUUGCUCCCAGUCGUGAUUUCUUCAGUGGACCAAGUUACGCGACCGUGCUAUGUCUUCCAACGCGGAACUAGCCGUUAUCAGGAAACACUGAGUGUUAUACUUCAAAAGCGGAAUUGUGACGAAAUUUCGUUGUUGUUACAUUCUAAAAUACAAACCGUCGACCGAAUUUGGUGUGGAUUGUACACAUAGAAAUGAAGAAAUGUUGUACCGUGAACGUUCUGUUACUUUUAGUAUCAAUAGUUUUCGCAAUGGGAAUCGGCAGUGUUUGCUGCUUCGAUAUUCCUACGGAAUUUCAAGAAGGUUACCAGCAAUUUCCAUUCUCAUCUUUUCCAUUUUCCGAUCCAGUGAGCAAUAUUGACACAGUGAUUUCCCAAGAAUGUGGUAUCAGCAAAUUUUACAGACAAAGACGACCCCGCGAUGAUCAACAUCUGGGCUCCAUCGUCCAAAAAGAUAGGAAUUCUGUAUUGUCAGCAAUCUUCAAAAAAGAUUUUAAAGAAGAUGAUUUUCUUAAACGAGAAAGGCUGAAAGCCAGAAUUAUCAAUGGAAAACAAAGCAAACCAGGAGCGUGGCCGUGGCAAGUUUCCUUGCAACUAUUGCAUCCUAAAAUGGGCUUCGUUGGACACUGGUGUGGAGGCGUUUUGUUAAAUGGUUUAAAUGGAGAUUUUUGGGUUUUGACGGCAGCACACUGCAUUUCAAAUGAUGCAUUUAAUUAUCCCUUCAGUGCACUGUGGACAGCUGUUGUGGGAGAACAUGACAGGGCCAUAGAAGAGGGAUUUGAACAGAGGAUUAUGAUAGACAAAAUUUAUCUUCAUGAAAGAUUCAAAGAAUACCACCAUGAUAUUGCUUUAAUGAAGUUACAGAAAUCAGAAAGCCUUCAGAAUGUUACAGAUCGUAUUCGCGGUAUAUGCUUACCCACAGAUGAUAACGUUGAGAUUUUUCAAGGAGUUAGGUGUAUUGCAACAGGAUGGGGACAGUCAAAAAAAGGGAAUAAACUGGAAAACAUUCUCCAUCAAACUGAAUUACCAGUGGUAGAAAAUUCGCACUGCAAACAAGUAUAUGGUACAAUGUUCAACAUACCAAUCAAUAACUACCAUCUUUGUGCCGGGCCAAUUACAGAAGGAGGCGCUGGAACUUGCGUGGGAGAUUCAGGUGGACCUCUUCAAUGUAGCUUACGUGACGGGCGUUGGUACCUUGCUGGUAUUACAUCAUUUGGAUCUGGAUGUGCAAAACCAGGAUUUCCCGAUGUUUUUACAAGAAUUACAUACUACCUUCCAUGGAUUCGUGGAAAGUUUCGUUCAUCAGAUGAUAGUUUAUAGAGUUCCUUCGAAGAUUUGAUGAAAUCCUUAUAAAAGCACGAUGUAUAUUAUAUGAUAAAAGAAAUAAAUUUUCAAAAGUGUGCUGAUG